CUCAUUUUGUUUCGUAUGUAGUCUUCUAAUGAAAUACCUAAAAGGUCUUAUAUUUUGGAACGGAGGGAGUAGUUAACAACAUGCCAUUUUCUUUCUAUAAAAAGUGCAAAUCCUGAACUACGUAGGUAUGCUUCAAGUAUCCGUGCCCUAUAUGACAAUAUAAAAAUCAAUUCGAAACAUAUAACUUAUCAGCGACAUGUAUGUCUUUCUAAUGUGGCACGGUUGCAUGGUUAAAUUAAUGCAAAAGGUGCAACUUAUAAUUGACAUACAUAGGUGCUUAUGGGCAUGGUUGCAUGCUUAGAAACAUUAGAUCCUGGAUUGCAUGUAAACAGAUGUAGUAACUUAUGAUUUGUGAUUGACAUGCAUAGGUGCUGAUGUGGCAUGUCUGCUUGUUAGGAAAAAAUAGCUAUUGGGUUUAGCUAUUUAGGAAUAAAGGAUUCCUCAUGUACUUUUUGUUAUGGUAUCUGAGUCUGACACUUCUACUUCUGCCUGAUUAUAAUAAUUUUAUCAGUGGGUACUUCUGAAAUAUACUCCAGAGAACAGCUUGAUUUCCUGAACAUCCUUUUUUUAAAAUAACUAUCUUAUUGGCAAUCGUGAAUGGUCAUGAUCUCAUGGUGAAAAUUAAGUGUUUAUACUCUACAUUUUGGGCCUGUAGCUUGAAAAGUGAACCUGCCUAUCUAUGGCUCUGGUUCUUUCUGUCUGGACCUUCUGGGACAGACAUUGGGUGAUGCUACUGCUAUUGUUCCUUUGCCCUGGUGGUGGCCUUGAUAUAGUAGUCCUCCUGUUAAACACUGAACCUGUACAUGCUAUUGUAACUACUAGCUCCUAGUCUUCAAGGCAACUACUAGCUCCUAGUCUUCAGACACGUCCUGUGUUACGGUUUGCAAGCACCUGCGCGUGCCGCUGCUUCCGUCCUCUCCCUCUCUUCUACUUAUGUAACAGUUCAGAACAGAUGCAAUGCAAGAUAUACGGGAGAGUAUAACUGUUUAGCUUGGUAAUCAGAGCCAUGGCCGGCACCGCGGCUAGCAUCGUGCCGGCUACUUCCUCGCCUACUCUCCCUCCCACCACUACACAGACAUCGCUGGCCAUCUCCUCUACCGCCGGCGGCGUACUCAGCUCCUUUGCCCCUCCUGCUGUCGCUCUUCCCUCACUCAUUGUCUAUCAAGCCAACAUCUCCUCCUACCUUCGCUUCCUCCUCGACCCUACCCAGAACAACUAUCAUCGCAGGCGCAAGAUCUCCCGCUCUGUUGCGGUAAGUACAAUGGUCUCCAGCACAUCGAUGAAAACGCCCACCCCAACACGGACGACCCGGAGUGGCGCCGGGUGGACAUCUCCGUGCUCCUGUGGUACCAUGCCAUUGUUGUUGAUAGCCUCCUCGACGUCGUCAUGACGGACGACACCACUGCCCUCGAUGUCUGGUUGCGCAUCGAGCGGUACUUCCUCGCCAACCGCGCGGCCCGUGGGCUUCACCUGCGUCGGCAGUUCAACAACCUUCAGCAGGGCGAUCUGUCCAUCGCCGAGUACACGCGUCGGCUCAAGAACCUCGCCACCGCCCUCAGCGACGUCGGCAAGCCGGUGUCUGCGGACGACCUCAUCGAGCAACUUCUUCAUGGCCUUGCCAAGCCCUUACAUGCCCUCGGCGCCAGCAUCGGCGACACCGUCCCCGUCCCCGACUUUGAGACUGCCGUCUCCGGCCUCUCCAAUGCCGAAGAGAAGAUGCAGCGCCACACGCUCCUUGAUGGCACCUCCGCCCUCGUCAUCCAUGGUGGUCGCGGCUCUCAGCCACACACGGUGGUGUGCGCCUCGCUCCUGAUGAAUCCACUGGGCGCGCCGGCCAGAACAACCCCACUGGUCACGGCACCGGCAGCUCGGGCAACGGCCAGCACGGGCGUGGUUGUAGUCGAGGGCGUGGCCGUGGCGACGGCGGUCACAGCUCCUCGUAGUCUGCAGCUCCAACCCCUGGCUGGGGUAUUUCACCCCUUAUGGCGCCGCGCUCCCUCGUUCGUUGUGGGUUCCGCCAAAGGCCGUCGGUGUCCUGGGGCCGCAUCCUGCUACUCUCACCCAGGCGUAUCCGGUUAUGUACUCCGGCUCGACGCCCUCCCCCCCUGCUGCACUGUUGCUGCACUGUACGCCGCCCCUGGAUCGGCCUCCUACCCCACGCCGGCGCCCUUUGCUGCUCCUUCGUUGCUGUCGGGGCCUUCUAGCUGGGAUCAACAGGCCUUGUUUCACCAGGCCUACAACAACGUCGUGACCCAACACCCCAAUAGCGCCACCGACUGGAUAAUGGAUUCAGGCGCCUCAUCACACGUCACAGGUCAACAAGGAUCUCGCCAGCAGGAAGGUUCUCAUGCGCUCCAUGUUGGGAUUGCUAAUGUUAAACUUCAUGCACUAGCCAACGCAACCAAAAGUCCGAACUGAUAGAAAGGGCUAGGCAAUCCACAUAGUGUAACACCUCCUCUCACGUGUGACGGGAAAGACAAGUCAACACGUGCAACCGGAAGAGAGCGACGGCGCAAAGCUCACGUAUGACUCAAGAGGCCUCUACGUGGACACAAAGGGGGGCUACCAACAAUUUUUAAUAAAUUGCGAAGCCAGGACUU
This is a messenger RNA of Hordeum vulgare subsp. vulgare (domesticated barley), 2600 nucleotides long. RefSeq lists its product as uncharacterized. NCBI's taxonomy places the organism in Eukaryota, Viridiplantae, Streptophyta, Magnoliopsida, Poales, Poaceae. The transcript has 2 exons. The record is from RefSeq and is a predicted model, not a curated record. The coding region runs from base 1387 to 2418 and encodes 343 amino acids.